AUGGAGUUCUUUUACGAGGAGCAAGCGGUUGGAAACGGGCUUGAAUCGGCUCAAGACCAGCCAGAAGGUGAUAAAUCUACUGAAGAAGCUUUCCAGAAAUUUGAGGGCACUAUAGACAGACAAUAUCAAAAGACAGCAGAGGUGGUGAAGAAGUUCAUGAAUGAAGAACGAUCGCUAGAGCUUAAUGUUCCGCUGGAACCACACCUUUCGGAGCGUGCUCAAGUGGCUUUGGACUCUUUAGACCAUCAGCUUCACAAUGUAGAAAAUUUGGCUCAAGAUUACUGGAAGAAAGUUUCUAGCAAUUCAUUUUGGUCAUCAAUGACUGAUUCGUUGGGCUCAAAAUUCGGCGAAGCUGUCAAUGUAAAUAGUGGUAAAAAAGACCAGGAUGAAACUCCAUUAAACUCGCGAGCUAAAAUUGUUACUCCUGUGGCUGGCAACAGGACAGAUGCGGAACUGAGACUAUUGUCGAGCGAUGAAAGAGUUUACUUGAACAACGAGAGUUCUUUGACUGAAGGUUUCGACGUCGAUAAGCAUACAUCGGAAAUUGCUGCACUUUUAGAGUCAGACAAAGUUCUUACACAAACCAUGAAUGCCGUGGUGCCGGAAAAGAUCAGCUAUAGCGAAUUUUGGAACAUAUUUUUCUCGCGGAGAGACAAUAUCCUGGCCAUGGAGCACAAGCGAAAGAAACUUCUGGAGCAAAAGGCUCAGGACGGUACUCCUGUGGACUGGGAUGAAGAAGAAGAUGACAAUGACAAUGAAAACAAAGAAGUUGACAUUGAAAUUGACGGAGCAUCAGCUAGAGAAGAAUCUACCAGCAAAAAGGACACCGAUGUCAAGGAAUCUAAGGGUAGUGGGCAUGCAACUUCGGGCAAGAGCGAAAGUGCGGCAGAAGACAACGACAAGAGAUCGGCUAAUGACGAAAACAACGACGAUGAUGAUGAUGACGACGACGAUUGGGAGUGA
Lachancea nothofagi CBS 11611 is the source of this 963-nucleotide messenger RNA. NCBI's taxonomy places the organism in Eukaryota, Fungi, Ascomycota, Saccharomycetes, Saccharomycetales, Saccharomycetaceae. The record is from the annotation of a GenBank genome assembly.